Pecten maximus is the source of this 2526-nucleotide messenger RNA. Its product is annotated as coiled-coil domain-containing protein 186-like. NCBI's taxonomy places the organism in Eukaryota, Metazoa, Mollusca, Bivalvia, Pectinida, Pectinidae. The coding region runs from base 685 to 2070 and encodes 461 amino acids. The record is from RefSeq and is a predicted model, not a curated record. The transcript has 12 exons.
AAGAUUAUGUGAUGAAUAUAGUGUUAAUGGUUCAUUGGACUUUUACCUGUAAUCCUUCUUACCUGUCCUCGGUCCGUCGGGUAUUGACCAAAGGUAAAUGGUGUAAGUCAGCCGGACAGCACCAUUAUACGUGUCAAUAACACAUGAACUGGGAGUAUUAAAGUUCCACUGACGCUGGAAAGUAAAGAUCGCCCGAUACUGGUGGACCGCGUUUGGUAUGUACUUUAAUGACAACCUAAGGCUUGGAGAACCAGUUUGUGACUUUGGAUAUGUGUACCAUUAAUACUGACAGACUAGUAAUAUCAAGUCCGUUCUAAAACAGUGACACGAUCAGCUUUCAGUAUUGACCUCGGUUGAGUGAUUUUACACGCUACCGUUGGGAGUUGAUGUUAAUAACUAUAGAACUGUUCUGUCAAUUAUUGCCAAUACACCUGGCCGAAGUAAGGCAAUCUAUCGGCAUGUAUGUAGACUGUUGUUCGCGAGUGUAAAUAGGAGAAAAUACAGGACCUAUACUCUAGGAGGCCAAACCUGGAUAACCCCCGUCUAAGACUCUGUGAUAAAAUUGUUGAAAUACGACAGUUUACUAUGACUGAGUGUGUUUAGGGAGAGUAAGGAGACUGGGCGGACCAACACACUGAAGCAAUAGGAGCCAGUCAUUGUUUACCUGUAAAGUAAGCCCCACUGAUGGAGGGGGCGGAGGACUCGCCCUUCACCCAGCAACCGAACCAGAAUGGCGAAGCCACUAUAGAGGAAAGAGAAGAACGGAAAGAUCAGAAACGGAAACGACGUAGAAAGUCUGAGAGGAGAAAGCAGUCAUCAAACGGGACCGGAGAGAAUCAAAAAGAUGAUUUUCCCGAGAAACACAGAAUUGAUGUAGAGGAAUUGAAAAGACGAAUGUCUGAGGAUUCGGAAAAAGGCACUGACCACAAUGGCCAUGAAGAAGAUAAACCUAGUUUGUCUCGGCUCCGACGGCGAGAGACACGGACGAGCCGAGCGUUUGACACCCUGUCGGAAUGUCGGAAGAUGUUCCGCCAAGAGAUGGCGCUGCUGGGAAAAGAGGUAGAACAGUUCCGGACCAUAUGUCAAAACCAGAUUUCAAAGUACAAGAGGCUUGUGUUAGAACACCAAGACCAGCAUCAGAAACAAAAGGAGGAUGGCAACACAUCCGAACAUGGAAGUUUGUCGAGGACAGUGUCCGCCGAGUCAGGUGACCGGGCGUGGGAGGAUAUGCUGUCCAUUCUACAAGUGGACAUGGAUUUCCUCAGUCGGAAACAGGCCGUUCUGGACAAAGAACAACAGAUGUUGGACAAGGAGGAGUCCCUGUCACAACGACAGAGGGAUCUAGAGGAAUACGAAAAAGAGAUUAACGAGAUUGAAAGGAUGUUGGACAGACGGCAGAACCUAUGUAACAAGCGCCAGAGAGAUCUAGCCAGUCUGGACGAUGAGCUGCUGGUGCUGAAGAGCGAUAUCAACACAACCAAAGACCAACUAGAAAGUCGAGGGAUCAAUACAGACUCCGCUUCUGAACGCGCCAAACACAACUGUAAAUGCUGUGCGAGAGUGGACAUUGUGAGGAAGAACCUGUUCGAGAAACAAACUUUCCUUGAGAACACAGUACAGAAGUACCGGACCGACCUAGCCACGGCUCAGUCGAAUAUCACCAGCAAAGACAUUCUCCUCAACAAACUACAGCAAGAGAUUGCUGAUUUAAAGGAUGAGAUGGACAAGAAAAAUAUUAAAAUGCACCAGUUGGAGAGCCAAUUGACUUUUACUCUGGAAGAAGCCAGAUCUUUGGAGAAGAAAUUUCAUCAGAUAUUACUUCAGAGCGAGUCGUCUAUUAUCAUUAACAAUCACCUAGAGCCGAGCCCAUCAACAAGUCCACAGAAACGGUUGUUAAAACGAGACUCGUCAAGGUCGCUGUUACAUUCUCCGCGUUCCACAGAGGACACGAAGGCGAAAAACAAAAUAGUGCGACAUCAUCCAAACUCUACACAAAAUAAUCACGACACUAAUCAAGAUGCCAGAUCUGCUAUUCUCAACGGCAAAAGUGCAUCCUGUGUUGUUAUGUAGCGCACUGUCUCAAGCAGUCAUAGUUUCUCAUGUUGCUCCUAGACAAAUCGCCAAAUAUCUUACAAUACAGCAACUUAUAGUGUAUUCAUGUCACAAUAACAUGUCCGUGACCUGUGCACCAUUGGUAAAAUCCUACAGCGAUUUUUGUCUGGAUGGACCAAACACUUCAUCAGCUGUUGCAUGUUACUGCCGAGAAUAUCUGGUGACUAGGUUCAGAUGAAAGUGUCUGUUUUAGUAGCUACAGUACCAGCAAAAUGUUGAAAUGUAUUUUGUUAUUGUUGAGGGCAUUUGGUUAUGGUUAUUCUUACUUUGUUUAUAAUACUGAGAAAGAGCAAGAGGGAGAGACAGAUGAAAAACGAGAUAGAGAGAGUGGGGGAGAGGAAGGGCAAGACAAAGAGAGACAGAGAGAGCGCACACAUACAAUAUACAACAAAUGAAUAAAAAAAUUAUGCAGAG